Messenger RNA from Daphnia magna, 2690 nucleotides. It is a transcript of the gene Hrd3, whose product is annotated as protein sel-1 homolog 1. Gene Ontology annotation, molecular function: protein binding. Gene Ontology annotation, biological process: ERAD pathway. NCBI's taxonomy places the organism in Eukaryota, Metazoa, Arthropoda, Branchiopoda, Diplostraca, Daphniidae. Gene Ontology annotation, cellular component: endoplasmic reticulum membrane. Bases 276 to 2534 code for a protein of 752 amino acids. The transcript has 8 exons. The record is from RefSeq and is a predicted model, not a curated record.
AAAGCAGACAACUAGACGUCACUAGGGGGUGAAUAGUACUAGUACACAACCGAAAUUGAUAGAAGUGUUUCACUUACAUUUUAUUUAUCAAAGUGAUUGAUUAUUCUCAGUGUUAAUCAAUCCAGGGUAUAGAAAAGAUUAUUUGGAAUGUUAUAGUAAUUUACAGGUAUUCCUCAUAAACUUCUUACUUGAAGAAUGUGGUUAAAGUUUUGGGUAAUCGCCUUGUCGAUUGGUUCACUUGUGAUUGCCGAAGAACGAAAUUAAAAAAGCCGUUGAUGAAACCGGUUCCGAUAUUGAAGCAGCUGAAGAAGAAAUCCAAGAUGAAUCUGAAACCACAAUUGAUAAAGUGGAGAACUUUCAGUGCUGAUAUAAAUUUUAAUUCAUGGAGUGAACUCUAUGACUAUUUGAAGGAAAUUGAAGAAGCCACAAGUGAGACUACAGAAGAUGCAGUUGAGCCUGCAGUACAGCUUCAGUUGAUGACAGAUGGAGAUGCUCUUACCCUGGACGGGGAGAAUAAUGAAGAGGGAGAACCUGUGAUUGUUCAUGGAACAAUCAGUGAUGUGAUACAUGAAGUCCCUGCACCUGAUCUAAGCCAAAGCAAAGUAAUAAUUGGGGAUGAAGAAGAUACUCAAAAAUCUGCUAAAUCUAAAAUCAUUACUACAAAAGCUGAUUGGACUUUUAUCCAACAUACUUUAAAAACGUUGGACGAAAAGGAAAUGGCAAUUAAAUCCAAGUUAGAAGAUGAAGUUUCCGAUGAAGAACUCACAGAAGAUGAGAAAAAAGGAAAAGAAAUAUUUGAGAAGGGUAAACAGAUAACAACUUUGACCCGAGCCAAUCGUAAACUAGCACACAACAUGUUUGUGGAGGCUGCUGAACUUGGGUACAUUCCAGCAAAAGAACGUGUUGCCUGGUCUCAGUUGCUGGGAUCUAACUCUCUUGAAGAGCUCCCAAUUGCAAGAAAAACUUUUGAAGAGUUGGCAGAACUGGGAAAGCCAGAUUCUCAAAUGGCCAUGGGAUUUUUAUAUGCUACUGGCUUAGGUGGCCUGGAACCCAAUGGAGCUAAAGCACUUCUUUACUACACGUUUGGUGCUAUCGGUGGAUCAUCUUGGGCUCAAAUGGCUUUGGCGUACCGUUAUUGGUCUGGAAUCGGCGUGACGCCUAGUUGUGAGAAGGCGCUGGAUUUUUACCGUCGAGUUGCCAAUGGAGUGGCUGAUGAAUUAACUCUCUCGGGUGGCACAGCAGUGCAUCGUCUACGUCUGCAUGAUGAAGCAGAGAAUCCAGGCCAAUCAUCCGGCGUCCUUGAUUCCGAUCUCAUCAGUUAUUACCAGCUUCAGGCAGAAAAAGGAGACGUAAAAGCUCAGCUAGGACUCGGGCAACUACAUUACCAAGGGGGUAGAGGUGUUGAGCAGGAUCACCAACGCGCUUUGAAUUACUUUUUGCGAGCUGCCGAUGCAGGUGAUGCCCACGCGAUGGCUUUCCUCGGGAAGAUGUAUCUGGAGGGAAGCGAAGCUGUACCUCAAGAUAACGCCACAGCUUUUCAAUAUUUCAAAGCAGCGGCUGAUCGUAACAACCCCGUUGGUCAGGCUGGACUAGGUUUGAUGUACCUUCAUGGUCGACAUGUUGAAAAGGACGUUAACAAAGCCUUCCAGUAUUUCAAUUCAGCCGCUGAUAGAGGCUGGGUGGAUGGACAUCUCCAACUCGGAAACAUGUACCUCGCUGGAUUGGGUGUCCGCCGUGACUACAAGCUGGCCAUCAAAUACUUCAACCUGGCAUCCCAAGCCGGCAACACUUUGGCAAUAUACCAGCUAGCGAAGAUGCAUGCCGCCGGAACUGGAAUGAUCCGCUCAUGUCAUACUGCAGUAGAGCUUUUUAAGAACGUCGUAGAACGAGGAAAAUGGGCAGAUAAAUUAAUGGAAGCUUAUGCAGAUUAUCGGGAUGGGCAUGUCAAUGAAGCGUUGAUAAAAUAUAUGCUUCUUUCCGAUCUCGGUUACGAAGUGUCUCAGAGCAAUACCGCUUUUAUCCUCGAUCGCAAGGAGACUGAUCUCUUCAACGUGAACGAAACGAUGGUCCGGGCGUUGCAAUACCUUGGGCGGGCAGCGGCUCAAGGCUACGCUCCUGCCCGCGUUCGUCUGGGCGACUAUUAUUACUAUGGCUGGGGCACCGACGUGGAUUUCGCUUCCGCUGCUGUCCAUUACCGUAUCGCUUCUGACCAACUGCAUAGUGCUCAAGCUAUGUUUAAUCUGGGCUACAUGCAUGAACAAGGAUUAGGAAUGAAACAGGAUAUCCAUUUAGCCAAGAGGUUUUACGAUAUGGCUGCUGAAGCAAGCACAGAUGCUAAAGUACCUGUAGCUCUUGCUCUUGCCAAGUUGUCAGUUCUCUUCGGCCUUCGAUACAUGACAGAAAAUGAUUGGCAGGAGUUAACGCUUUCGCUCGAUCCUGCCACUUAUUUAGGACCUGACUGGGACUUGUACCUCAUUACAACAUUGCUGGGACUACUUGUAUUGGUGGUUUACCUGAGGAGACCUCAGCCUUGAAAAUGGAAGAAAAUGUGUAACAUUUUUCUUUUUGAUUUUGCAAACAACUAAAAACUAUUCGGGGUCAUUGUAAUAUAUCGAAAUAUUUGUGAAUCCGCAAGACACGAAAAGUUGCGGUUGCGGGUCCAGUUCAAUAAAAUCCAACAGUAAACUCAG